Peronospora matthiolae is the source of this 1380-nucleotide messenger RNA. Lineage: Eukaryota; Oomycota; Peronosporomycetes; Peronosporales; Peronosporaceae. The record is from the annotation of a GenBank genome assembly.
AUGAUAUUCACCGCCGAGUCGCGCAGUAAGGACUGGGAAAGCUAUGCAUUCGGGAGCGCUCAAGGCAAGAAGAAGCCAAAUGGUCCAACUACUGGAACGAGAGGUGGCAUGAGGCAAACCUUGAGAGACGAUAAGACGAGAAAAAUCAAGAAUCAUGAUUUUGAGUGUCAUCAUUGUGGAGGUAAAGGCCAUUACAAGAGAAAUUGUCCACAAUUGAUGAAUGAAGAGAAGUCGCGUGGAAGAAAAAGUGCUCACGCAAAGUACGCCAACUCUGGUAGCAAGACGAAAAUGGAAGAGAAGGGCGAGCCUUUAUUGCAACGCAAGGUGCAAGCAGAUAAGCGUGACGUGGUGAUAGGAGAAGCUACAAAGUUGACGUCAAAGGAUUCAACUACUAGCAACUGGUAUUUCGACACGGGUGCAAAUGCCCACAUAGUGUUCUCCAAGGAAUACUUUACUGUACUACAGAGUAUGGAAGACAGUGACUGGAAUCCAAAGAUAUCCGGAUUCACACUCAAUGGAGCGAAAGCAAAAGCUGAAGGAUUUGGUACGAUUAUUCUUGCAACAGUUGUUGGUGAAGAAUUGGUAACAGUGUUCGUGGAAGACGUUCUCUACGCCCCUCAAGCUGGAGGCAAUUUGUUUUCGCCUGGUUUGGCUAUGGACCAAGGAUUCAGCAUGUCAUGGGACCCGAAUGCUAAGAUAUUUACUAUGACGAAAGACGAUAUCGAGGUGAUACGGACACAUCGGAAGCACCGCCUAUGGACGUUUACUGCUCAAAAUGCAAAUAAUACUGCACAGCACAAGAAAAACAUUACCACGAAGCGACAAGUUAUUGCUAACUUUGCAGUGACUGAUGGUGUGGAAGAUAUCGAUGUCUGGCAUGAACGACUGGCACACACGUGUCCAGAAUAUAUCCGGUUGAUGGUUGAUCGUGGCCUGGCAAAAGGUAUCAUGCUAAAGAGACGUGGGAAAUUCGAUUGUGUAGACUGUCAUGUUGGUAAACAGCGGCGAAAGUCAUUUCGAAAGGCGUUAGAUAGAAAUAUCGCGAACGUUAAUGACAUUGUUUUUGCCGAUUUGCUGAUACCAGGAAUAGGCAAUGGAUCCCCAUACACCGCCGUCCUAGUCGUUAUGGAUGGAUACUCACGUUACGUCAGUGUCUUCAUGCUCAAGUCUAAGUCUGAGAAUGAAGUCAACAAAUUCAUGCAGGAAUAUAUUGCUUGGGCUGAACGACAAGUUGGCAAGAGGGUUGAGGCUGUGAUUACUCAUCAGUUGAGUGAAGAUUCUCAACGAAGCCAAGGAGCUCUCGUGAGGCAAGUCCUUACAGACAAAGGACAGGAAUUUGCAAUGGUACAAUGGCACAGUGGUAUCAAGAAAGGGGCAUAG